CUCUGCUGGGCAUCCCGUACCUUGUAAUAAAAGCCUUGGUGUUCACCUGCUUUUCUUCCUGAGCGAUGGUGGCCAGCCUCGAGCUUUGCACAGGUUGCCCCUUUCUACCCCCCACCUCCAGGAGCCAAGGCAACGGACUGGGUACCACCAUCCACACUAGUUCCACAGUAGUGAUCUUCCCCUCGCCAGGGCCCUCCCAUGAGGAACCGGUCAUUCAGAGCGAUUGAGUCACAAAGCCUGAGAGGGUUUAGGGAGCGCGGGGCGGGGACGUCCCCACCCCAAGGCUGAGUGACGCCCGCAGUCACUUCACAAGGCAGAAAUUGUUACACGGGCAAUAAAAGUCAUCGCGGCUCUAGGACCUUGGGAGUGGGCACAUGGGGGCACGGGGGUGCAGGUGCCAAGCACCAUGGGUUAGGCCCGAGAUCGGAGUCCGGCCGCCCCCCGACAGCAGCCGCCUCCUGCUCCCCGCGCGCCCCGGGCGCCACCAUGUCGGGCGACAAGCUCCUGAGCGAACUUGGCUAUAAGCUGGGCCGCACGAUAGGUGAGGGCAGCUACUCCAAGGUGAAGGUAGCCACCUCCAAGAAAUAUAAAGGGACGGUGGCCAUCAAGGUGGUGGACCGUCGGCGAGCGCCUCCGGACUUCGUCAACAAGUUCCUGCCUCGAGAGCUGUCCAUCUUGCGGGGAGUACGGCACCCGCACAUCGUGCACGUCUUCGAGUUCAUCGAGGUGUGCAACGGGAAGCUGUACAUCGUGAUGGAAGCAGCAGCCACCGACUUGCUGCAGGCAGUGCAGCGAAACGGGCGCAUCCCGGGGUCACAGGCGCGCGAACUCUUCUCUCAGAUCGCGGGUGCCGUGCGCUACCUGCACGACCACCACCUGGUGCACCGCGACCUCAAGUGCGAAAACGUGCUGCUGAGCCCUGACGAGCGCCGCGUCAAGCUCACAGAUUUCGGUUUCGGCCGCCAGGCGCACGGCUAUCCAGACCUGAGCACCACCUACUGCGGCUCGGCCGCCUACGCGUCACCUGAGGUGCUCCUGGGCAUCCCCUACGACCCCAAGAAAUACGACGUAUGGAGCCUGGGCGUUGUGCUCUACGUCAUGGUCACCGGGUGCAUGCCCUUCGAUGACUCGGACAUUGCUGGCCUGCCCCGGCGCCAGAAGCGCGGCGUGCUCUACCCCGACGGCCUCGAACUGUCGGAACGAUGCAAAUCCUUGAUCGCCGAGCUGCUACAGUUCAGCCCAUCCGCCCGGCCCUCGGCGGGUCAGGUGGCGCGCAAUGGCUGGCUGCGGGCCGGGGACUCCGGCUAGGAGCCGGGGUUCUCGCUGUUCCCGCCGCACCAGGCCCUGAGCCAGGGCGGCGCACGCGCGACCGGCGAGCUUCGGGAAACCCGCGAAGUCGCCGCGCGCCACUGCGCGCGCGCCCUGUCCCUUCCCCUCCCACCACGGCGGCGGCCCACAGAGGCCGGCUGUUGGAUUCUGGUUCCUCCUGCACAACCCGAUUGCUGGAGGGCUCAUGCGCACCCUCGAUUUCUGGCGAGGA
Messenger RNA from Chionomys nivalis (European snow vole), 1540 nucleotides. RefSeq names its product testis specific serine kinase 6 (gene Tssk6). Gene Ontology annotation, cellular component: cytoplasm. The transcript has a single exon. The coding region runs from base 487 to 1308 and encodes 273 amino acids. Gene Ontology annotation, biological process: microtubule cytoskeleton organization; intracellular signal transduction; protein phosphorylation. Gene Ontology annotation, molecular function: ATP binding; tau-protein kinase activity; protein serine/threonine kinase activity. The record is from RefSeq and is a predicted model, not a curated record. NCBI's taxonomy places the organism in Eukaryota, Metazoa, Chordata, Mammalia, Rodentia, Cricetidae.